Molecule: messenger RNA, 4616 nt
Organism: Boleophthalmus pectinirostris (great blue-spotted mudskipper)
Lineage: Eukaryota; Metazoa; Chordata; Actinopteri; Gobiiformes; Gobiidae
Gene: sall4
Product: spalt-like transcription factor 4
Exons: 4
Coding region: 94-3144 (1016 amino acids)
Biological process (GO): regulation of transcription by RNA polymerase II
Cellular component (GO): nucleus
Molecular function (GO): RNA polymerase II cis-regulatory region sequence-specific DNA binding; DNA-binding transcription factor activity, RNA polymerase II-specific
Source: RefSeq, a predicted model, not a curated record
UUUCUACUUGAGGAGCUCAUUUUCAGAGCACAAGAAUUUGUUGAAGAAGAGGAGGAAAUUAGUUUGGCCCUCUUUGCUCCUGAUGGUUGCACCAUGUCGAGACGCAAGCAAGCCAAGCCGCAGCACAUAAACUCAGACGAGCCAGGCUCCGCGCAGAAUGAUAUCACAGACCACGAGGAGCCUGGGAAUGAGAUGAAGCGGUUCCGUAUGGAUGAGACACGUGUGUGUAACGGCUGCUGUGCUGAGUUCUUCGAUGAGGCAGAGUUCUUGGAGCAUGAGAAGAGUUGCACUAAAAAUCAGCAGGUUGUGAUCAUGAAAGAGGGAGACGGUUCUGUGCCAGAGGAGUUCGCCCAGGGCUCUCCUGAUGUGAGUGACCCAGAGGAUGGCCAGUCGAGCAGCCCCUCUCUUACUGCUGCUCCUGAAGCUCCAGCGGAGGAGGAGGGCUCUGUGGAGGAUGUAGCCCACACAGAGCUCUCUGACCGGGGCUUCUCCUCCUCCUCUCCUCAAGACUCUAAUGUGACUCUGGAGGCUCUGGCUGAUACUAAAGUGGCUGUGUCUCAGCAUGUGUCUAACAGCUCUAGCUCUGCACAGGACACAGCGCAGGUGCUCCCUCUGCUCCUGGAGCAACUCAUUGUUUUACAGCAGCAGCAGCUACAACAGAUCCAGCUCACAGAGCAGAUUAGAAUCCAGAUUGCCAUGAUGACGCCCCAGGGCCUGACACCUGGAGCCAUGGACCCCCUCAAAGCUCUGGGGGCCCACCUGUCCCAGCAGCUCUCUGCAGCAGCUGCUCUCAUCGGGAAGAGGACCGGCGGCCAAACCCUGCCCAUGGAGACCAAACCAGGAAAACUACCUCUGUCCAACAGCGCUCCAACCUCAGCUCUGGGGAAGAUGGAUGUUUUAAAGGGCCUUCCAGACCUGGCCAGCCGCAUACCAGCACUACUCCCCCAGUCGCCAGUCAUGGGCUUCCCAAGUACCUUCAGUGGAUCAGAUGCCUCCAAAAAGGCCAAGGCUAAACUGCUGAGUCUGCCUACAGAAACCAAGCCCAGUGACCCCAUGUACAAGCACAAGUGUAAAUACUGCGGCAAAACCUUCGGCAAUGACAGUGCUCUGCAGAUCCACCUGCGCUCCCACACCGGAGAGCGCCCCUUUAAGUGUAACAUCUGUGGGAACCGCUUCACUACCAAAGGAAACCUCAAAGUGCAUUUCCAGAGGCACAAGGACAAGUACCCCAAUAUCGCCAUGAACCCUCACCCUGUGCCCGAGCACCUGGACAAUGUGCCCACCAGCAGCGGCAUCCCGUUCGGCAUGUCCGUGCCCCUGGAUGAGUCCAACCUGACCGACCUCAAACUGCCCACUGGCCUACCCCCCUCUCUGCCCUCCGGUCUGCCCCCCUUCAUCGGCUCAGAGAGCUUCUCACAGAGGCCGUCCCCGUCCACCAGUGAGGGAUCUUCCUCUGUGUUCCCAGAGUCAGGACUGGACCAGGCGCAGAAGGACUCCAAAGACCUGCUGGGGGCGCUCCACACGAUGAACGGCUCUGGAGAAAGCUCUGGAACAGCCAAACUGCAGCAGAUGGUGGACGGGCUGGAGAAGAGGACCAAUGACCCCAACGAGUGCCUGAUCUGUCACAGGGUCCUGAGCUGCCAGAGCUCCUUGAAAAUGCAUUACCGCACACACACAGGAGAGAGACCACACAAGUGUAAGAUCUGCGGCCGCGCCUUCUCCACAAAGGGCAACCUGAAGGCUCACUACGGGGUCCACCGCGCCAACACGCCACUCAAAAUGCAGCACUCCUGCCCCAUCUGCCAGAAGAAGUUCACCAACGCUGUGGUCCUCCAGCAGCACAUCCGCAUGCACAUGGGCGGACAGAUCCCCAACACGCCGGUCACAGAAAACCAGUUUGAACCGACCGAAGCCAUGGACUCCUCUCUCCCAGAUGAGAAGUCACUAGACACAAGUGGGUUUGAGGCCACGAUGGAGGACCAAGAGGCUGACCUGAGUAAUGACAAAUCCAAUGAACCAUCUGCUCCAGUCACCCCUGCUCCAGAAGAAAAUCCAACCAUUCCUAGUGCUUUCUCCAGCCUGGAUGUGCUCAAAAACCUCACGUCUGCUCUAGCUCUGAAACGCCAAACCAGCACAGCGUCUGAAAGCGAAACAUCGAGGGAGUCUCCGUCUGUUCCCAGGGAAACGGACUAUCACAAUGGUCGCAGCCCAGCUAUUUCAGACUCCGCUAUGUCGUCUUCAUCUCCCGUAAAUUCCAGUAUGAUGAACGGAAAGUCCCCCAAUUCGGAGGAGUUUGGGUCCAGUGCGUCCAGGCCAGACUCUGAUAGUGGAGCCCAAGAUGGAACAGAGUCAAGUGGAGCUCUCGACCUCACGUCCUCUGGCAGCUUCACCCCCAAAUCAAUCAAAGAGGAGCCCACCACCCCUUACACUAAUGGAGACUACGGUCAAAGCAGUAUGCCCUUCAUAAGGAUACCCCCCAGCCUGGCCAGUCUGGAGAUGAAACUUCCUCCUGAAAACCCCCUGAGCGCUCACGGCCUGUUCAGCUCUCACAUGCCCCAGGGCACCGCCAUGGCCUCCUCUGUCUCUGCGGCCCCCAGGAGGCAGAGCAAACAGCACCUGUGCAACGUCUGUGGGAAAAACUUCAGUUCAGCCAGUGCUCUGCAGAUCCAUGAGAGGACACACACCGGAGAGAAGCCCUUCGCCUGCCACAUCUGCGGAAGGGCGUUCACCACCAAAGGAAACCUCAAGGUGCAUAUUGGAACUCACAUGUGGAACAACAACUCCCGACGUGGCCAGCGCCUGUCUCUGGAUAACCCCAUGGCUCUGAUGGCGAUGACCACCGACCCCAAGAUGCUCCCCACGCCCAAAGACCUGCCCACGCCCCCUCCUCCCCCGCCCCACCUGAACUUCGACCCCUCCCUGUGGAACCAGUACGCCGCGGCAUUCAGUGGGGGCCUGACCAUGAAGGCCAACGAGAUCUCCGUCAUCCAGGGAGGGGGGAUACCGAUCCCAGGUAGCCCCGCGGGAGGACCUCUGAUCGGGUCGACGGGCGGGAUUGGAGACAUGGAGAAGAACAGUUCGGAUGGCGCGCCGAAAACACAAUUUCCACAUUUCAUGGAAGAGGGGAAAAUCGCAGUGAACUAAAAUGCAAAUUAUAUCUAGAUUAGUUGAGAUGACUAUUUGAUCUGAGUAGUUUUGACAAGUUUAGAAGCUUGGACGUAAAGGUGCAUUGUGUAACUUUUCUGGUGGAAGGUCCAUCGAAUGCUUUUCUCCAUGGAGAUGUUAUUGCUUUGUAUGGAAUGUUUCACAGUAUGGCAUUAUGGAAACCAAACCAGACCAAGGUACAGGUCAGAUCUGUGGAGAGGCGACCUCACUCAGUCAGAUUUCCUGUUUUUCUAGGUAUUUUUGAGCUAUAAAACCACUUGUAAUUGAAUAAAUAUAAUGUAGAGCUGUUUUAAUGCCACAUUGUGGAACAUUCCAGGCAGAGCAAUGACGUAUCCAUAGAAACAAGCAGAUGACAGACCUCCAUCCAAAAAGUUACAUAGUGCAUCUUUUAAGAAUGAUCGAACAUUACACAGUAUUUAAAUAUUUCUUUAAAAAAUCUGCAAUUUUUGUGUAUAUAUUACAAUUCGACAAACAGAUAAUUUUACUUGGAAAAAGCUUCUGAUUCAAAAACAAGUCUUAACUAUUCAGUCAUAUUGAGUAAAAUCAGGUCAUUUUAACUAAUGGAUGAGUUUGCAUUUGUCCUAAUGAAUGUGUCUUUAUCAAAUGUGGUACAAUCGCAUAGAAAUUAUUGUAUAUUUUUUGCUCCGUUUUGGUUUUAACUUUUCCAGAUUGAAAAUAAAAACUGCUCUCGCUGAUCUGAAAACUAUACCAAGCGUUGUAGUUGGACUUGACAGUACUACUGUAGUUGUAAUAUUAUUUCGUAUACAUUUAAUACUUACACAUGCGGGUAUUUUUGAGUUACGUUUUUGUCUAUAGAAGUUUGAAUGUAGAACUUACUUGAAACUUUACUGCAUUUCGUCUCCCUGGUACUUUGAAGGAUUGUAUUUCUUAUUAUAAACUGUUUCAGGGCCAGACUUUUAAACGGACAUAUUUAAUUUCUUUGUUCAGAACUAAAUGUAGUUAACCACGUUGUGCUUUCUAUGUGACUACUUGUAUUGCGUGACACGGAUUUUACAACCUUUCAUCAUUAAAAUUUCGUGAGGUUUAGUCAAAUCCUUUUAGAAUCUCUGCCUGAUUUGCGUCACUCAUUUUGAUAUCACUAAAACGUGCGCGUUACGGACUCUACAGGCUGCCGUAGUUUACUCAUCUUCAAGUGCCUAACUCGUCGUUGUUUUUCCAAUACUGUAACCACAAUCGCAGCUAUGUUUAAUUUAUUUUUUCUUCAUAUAUUUUCAGUUUUUUUUUUUUAUAUUGCAAAUGUUGUCCGUGAAAAUUCUAAGAGGAUGUUUCUCAGGAGGCUUGCUGUUCUUCUUAAUGCCUGCACUUUAUAUCAGGUUUUAGUUACAAUAUACUCCAUUUUUACCAAUACAUUUUGAAAUCUCUUCAGUUACAUCAGGUUUUUUAAGUUUAUUUUUGAUGUUUCCUCUUUUGUAGCGUUAAUUUAUUUAUAA